UCCACACUGUCAACUUGCACACUUCAAGUUUGACAAUUCAAUCAAUGUGCUGCUCUUUUGCUGCGUAUUUUACUAACUGAUAUAAUUACCAAUUUAUAAAUUUUUGCACUAGUUUAAACAAAAAUAAAGGAGGCUCUGAAAACUGCCAACGAAUAACAACAACAACCCUUUUCGUGCAAUAUUUUUUUCGCUUUAUCAUUAGCCCAUCAUUUUAUUAAAGCAGCUGUUGCGUUAUAAUUGAUCAAAAUGAGCUCAAGUGAAAAAUCCGUGAAUGAUACUGCAUGCGAUGUUAAUAAGCAGGUGACAAGUGAAGAUACGGAGCAUGAUUCGUGCGUGCUAUGUUGCAAAGAAGUGGAAAUCUACUCGAUCGGUGAAUGUGAUCACCCAAUUUGCUAUGAGUGCUCUACGCGUCUACGUGUGCUUUGCGAGCAAAAUGAAUGCCCAAUUUGUCGGCAAGUAUUGUCCAAGGUAAUUUUCACUUUUGAUAAGUUGCCUUAUCGCGAACUUGAAGCGAAAAAUCGCUCGGGAUAUUAUAGCAAAAAGUAUAAAAUCGGUUUUUAUACAGCGAAGAUACAGCAGGCCUUUUUCAAUUUGUUAGACCAUCCGUGCCCUAAAUGCAAUGUACCACCGUUUCGAAGAUUUGGUGAUCUCGAAUAUCAUGUACGAAGGGAACAUGACUUGCAUUACUGUGAUCUCUGUACGGAACAUUUAAAAAUAUUCACCUAUGAGCGCCGUUGUUACACACAGGCGGAAAUUGGUCUGCACCGAACUAAAGGUGAUCGUGAUAACCGUUCGCAUAGAGGACAUCCGCUAUGCGAAUUUUGCAAGAAACGUUAUUUGGACCGAGAUGAACUUUUUCGGCACAAGCGCCGGGAUCAUUACUUCUGUCACUUUUGUGACGAUGAGUCUAAUGACUUUUACAGGGAUUAUGAUGCUUUAGCAAACCACUUUCGAGAACAUCAUUUUCUUUGUGAGGAAGGUCGAUGUGCUACCGAGCAAUUUAUUGGCGCUUUCCGCACUGAGAUCGACUACAAAGCACAUUUUGCAAGUGCUCACGGCAGCACUUUGAAUAAACAAGAAGCGAAGAAGACACGCACAGUGCAAUUAGAAAUAACACUUGGACGACCAGCGCGUCCCGGUCUACCUGAUGGUGGCAUUACCAACGUCCGAUCGCGAGUACCCGACGACCACUACAAUGAUCAUUCAGAUACUUCCUCAUCUCAGGCAGCGCAACAACGAUCAAUAACAAUCGAUAGAAGUAAUGAAGAAGAUUUUCCAUCGUUGCGUGGCACUAGUGGUGGCCCCAGUGUCUCCUUAGUGCCAGCAACAUUUACACGUUUACGUAGUGGAGCUUCCGGUCUAGCACGUACAAAAGAAAACUUUCCAGCUUUAGGUGCCAGUGGUGGAGGAGAAACCAAAACAACGCAACAAUCGCCAGCACCCAUAUCAACGGUACUACGUAAGGCGCCAGCUGUAUCGAAAGCCGUAGCUAACCGUAGUGCCGGUGGCAAUGGUGGGCCCAACGGCAGCAUGGUACUUCAUGUUUCUAAUCGACCAACAUCAUCCGUAAACCCAAAUAGCGGUGCUGUAUCAAAGAAACCCCAUGCUUUGGAUUUUCCUGCUUUACCAGCUUCGUCGAAAUCGAAAAAGAAUACAUCACGCGCUGCACUCGAAGAAGAUAUGUUGCCAUCCGGCGCGCAUAUACCCUUGACGAAUGUGCCAGCAAAACAACGACAGCUUGUUGACGAUUAUGUUUCGGUAGCAAACGCCAGCAGUUUUCAAAAGAUUCAAACCGUACAAAGAGAAGAACUUGAACCGAAAAACCGAAAAGCCGGCGAAUUAGCAAACGCGCCUAAGCUAACGUCACAAGACUUUCCAUCACUUGGUCCUGCGUCUUCAGGAAAGUCUAAUCAAGCCCAACCAAACAGUUGGGUAAAAGGACAAAAGCUGUCAGAUAAAAGGCAACGUGAAUUAGAGAAUAGAAAAGCCAAAAUAGCACCAGCACCGUUAUUAUCAAAAGAGAGUAACAAACAAACCGUCAAUGCAACGAAUAAAAAACAAACACAACAGCCAACAGCUGCAAAUAAAAUAAGUACAAAUUCUGCGGAUAACAACACUACGAAGAAGGAGAAAAAAGCGAAAGAUAAUAAAAAGGAAAAAUCAAAUCCAGAAAAUAUCAAAUCACAACAAAAUUCGAAUGGAAAGGUUAAAGAAAAAAACAAUAAUGUUAAUAAGCAUCCACCAAAGCCUGAAGAACACACUACGUCGCCUCUAUCAUUAACACUUUGCAAUGGCAGAGCCGAGAUUGCGUCGCAAAUGCGUCCGCCACCAGGCUUUGGUAAUGUACCUUUCAGUACACAACCGCCACCGGGGUUUCAAUCAACUAACGUUACCGUCAAUUCGGUGGCCAAGUCGCCUAACAACUUAACUUUUACCAACUCCUUCGGGGAAAAAUAUAGCAUCGUACGUACACAUCCAUACAUUCAGCCCCCAGACGCAGCCACAAGAAAUCAGAAACUUGUAUCCCACUUUCAAGAUGCUCUAAAAACGACAGCGGCGAUGGAGGAAUUUCGACAAAUAUCACAAAAAUUCAGAGAAGGUGUCUACAAGACUCUGCCGUACUACGAACAUUGUCAAGCUGCUCUUAAAGACAGAUUCGAUGACAUUUUUCCAGAGCUAUUGGUCUUACUGCCGGACAUAAACAAGCAGCAAGAGCUAUAUUUAGUGCACUCUCAAAAUUUGAACAAACUUUCACCUGAUGAACGUAAAAAAAUACAGAAAUUAGAUGUAUGCGCGAUAUGCAAGCAAGUGCUAAUGCCUAACGAUUUGGAAAGUCACCAAAAGCAGCACGAACUUAAAGAGAACUUUCCUACGCUUGGCGAUGUAAAUAACGGCAGCGCUGCCAAAAAUGUUAUGCCCUUACAUACAAAUCAACGAAAAUAAUAGUUAAGGCCAUUAAUAAUUGAACAAAAUGCAUGCUAGCUGACAAAAUCAAAUAUGUUAUACAAUGACAACAAUCUUGGGAAUUGCAAUCAUCAAACUGUUCGCCAACAUGUGCAUUAUUGAAUUUCAAUUAACUUGACUACACAUACAUUUAUAUAUGAAAUAAAAUAAAAUGUACGCAUCAGCCAGAAUACCCUUAAAGUAAUAUAUAUAUAUAUAUGUAUACAUAUAUAUAAGUAUAUAAUGCUCUCCCUAAGGUAUACAACAUUAUACUUUAAGGUGACAAAAGUGUAUGUAUAUAAAUGUGGUUCUUCAUUUUGGGGUUACAAUUUUUGCAAAAAAAAAAAAAAAA
Ceratitis capitata (Mediterranean fruit fly) is the source of this 3295-nucleotide messenger RNA. RefSeq names its product E3 ubiquitin-protein ligase ZNF598. The transcript is spliced from 9 exons. Bases 247 to 2943 code for a protein of 898 amino acids. Gene Ontology annotation, molecular function: ubiquitin protein ligase activity; ribosome binding. Lineage: Eukaryota; Metazoa; Arthropoda; Insecta; Diptera; Tephritidae. The record is from RefSeq and is a predicted model, not a curated record. Gene Ontology annotation, biological process: protein ubiquitination; rescue of stalled cytosolic ribosome.